Oxyura jamaicensis (ruddy duck) is the source of this 1726-nucleotide messenger RNA. RefSeq names its product hyaluronan and proteoglycan link protein 3 (gene HAPLN3). The transcript is spliced from 5 exons. Gene Ontology annotation, molecular function: hyaluronic acid binding. The coding region runs from base 71 to 1153 and encodes 360 amino acids. Lineage: Eukaryota; Metazoa; Chordata; Aves; Anseriformes; Anatidae. The record is from RefSeq and is a predicted model, not a curated record. Gene Ontology annotation, biological process: cell adhesion.
CGCACCGCACCGCCUGCAGCCUGCCCGCUGCCUGCCGCUGCCGCCCGGCGGUCCAGCCCCGCUCCCAGCCAUGCUGCUGCUCCUGCUGCUCCUUGAGGCCACCCUGCUGCAGCUGGCCGGCGGCUCCUACCACCCCUUCUACAACGGCUUCUACUACAACCACGUCAUGAACGACAAGGGCAACGGGCACGAGAAAGUGGCUUACUUCAACGGGGCAAAGCUGGUGGUGGAGACCCCCAGAGACCCCAUUUACAGCUCCAGCGGCUCCAACGUCACCCUGCCCUGCCACUACCGGUUCGAGCCCGACCAGGAGGGCAAGCGCAAGAUCCGCAUCAAGUGGUCCAAGCUGCGGGACGACUACACCAAGGAGCAGGACGUGCUGGUGGCCAUCGGCAAGACCUACAUAGCCUUCGGGGACUUCCGAGGCCGUGCCCACCUCCACCAGGGCGGCCGGCACGAGGCCUCGCUGGUCAUCAGCGACGUGCGCCUGCAGGACGAUGGCAAGUACCGCUGCGAGGUCAUCGACGGGCUGGAGGACGAGAGCGAUGUGGUGGACCUCCAGCUGCAAGGCAUCGUGUUCCCCUACCAGCCUCCCCGCGGGCAGUACCGCCUCAACUUCCACGAAGCCGAGCAAGCGUGCCAGGAGCAGGCUGCCAUCAUCGCCACCUUCAGCCAGCUCUUCCAGGCCUGGAGCGAGGGGCUGGACUGGUGCAAUGCGGGCUGGCUGGCCGACGGCACCGUGCAGUACCCCAUCCGCCUGCCCCGCAAGCCCUGCGGGGGGCUGCACCUCGCCCCGGGCAUCCGCAGCUACGGCCUGCGCCACCAACACCUGCAUCGCUUCGAUGUCUUCUGCUUCUCCUCCGCGCUCCGAGGAGAGAUUUUCUACCUGGAGCGCCCGGCUGGGCUGACGCUGGAGGAAGCCAAGCAGGCGUGCCAGGACGCGGGAGCUGAGAUCGCCAGGGUGGGACACCUCUACUCCGCCUGGAAGUUCCUGGGGCUGGACCGCUGCAACGCCGGCUGGCUGGCGGACGGCAGCGUCCGCUACCCCAUCGCCAAGCCCCGAGCCAACUGCGGCCCCCCCGAGCCCGGCGUCCGCAGCUUCGGCUUCCCCAGCAAGGGCAGGUUUGGGGUUUUCUGCUACAAGGAGAGAUAAGGAGCCGGGGGGGCUCCUUCUCGGCCAGAGGAUGCUUCCAGCCCGACGGUGCCUUGCACCCGGUGUUUCCCAAGGGCUGUUUUGGGGGGUGAUUGCGGGGGGAGGUGGGGCGGGGGGAGGCUUAUUUUGUUUGAUUUUUUUUGUUGUUGUUGUUCCUUCCUUUACAUUUUACACUUUCUCAAUGCAGCAGGGCUCCUGGCUGGGGCAUCUUGCUCCAUGUACAGCGUGGGGCUGCUGCUCGGGGCUGGGGCAGCCCCUUGCCCACGCCGGCCGCCCUGCUGUUCCCGGGCUGUUUCUGCCCCCUUGUCCCCUGCCACGUUUCUGCCCCCUUGUCCCCUGCCACCCCGGCUGUAGGGGACCAGAGGCACAGAGUGGGUGCCCCUGCUGCAGCCCUGUCCCCGUCCCGCUGCGGGAUGCUGCUGUGCCCGUCCCUGCGGGAGCCCCAGUGCCUUACCGCCGUGUGCCCCGCGCCCGGACUCUGUGUGAACUCUGGUGCCUUCUUCUUGGAGCGUUUUGUUACGAAAAGAUGUAUUUUCCUGGAGCUCUUCUAAUAAACGAGGGAGAAAGCCCCGG